AUGAAUUAAAGUCUAGAGAAAAUUUCUGCUGAAGAAUGGCAUCAUAAUUAAAACAAUAUUGUAAUUCCAAAAGCUUAAAUGAAUGAAUUAGUCCUCAAUUUCUUUAUUGUUGAAGGUUAUAGAGAUGCUGCAAUUGAAUUUUCUAAAGAGGCUGGAAUUUAAUGUAAUAUUUAAAAUGUACUAUAACAAAGUGUCUAAUAAAGAACUUGAUAAAAUGAUUGAGAGAAUUGAGAUAAAAAAAAAUAUAUUAAAUGGUGAAAUUGAUUUAGCCUUAGAAAAAGUAUCUAUGAGCAAUAACAAAUAAAUUCUUUUUAAAUUGAAAAUGCAAAAACUAAUAGAACUUAUUAAAACAAAUGAAUUAGAUUAAGCUGUUACAUAUGCACAAAAUUAAAUUAUAGAGUUCUUAAAAGAUUAAGUAUAAUAUUAUAUUUUAUAAAGCCUCAUCUUAUAGAUGAAAUUGAAAAGGCUAUGUCUUUAUUAGCUUACAAAGAUCUUAAUAAAUGUCCUUUAAGUCAUUUGACUUAAAACUCAUAAAGAAUUAAAGUAGCUAGCGAAGUCAAUUAAUAAUUAUUUUAAGACUCUUAAGGAAAUGAACAAGCUAAAAUAACAAUACUAAUGAAAAUAUUAUAAUGGGCAUAAGAAUUAUUGAAUUCUAAACUUUAAUAUCCUCAUUUAAUAGAAAUAUCUAAAGGGUAAUUCUCAAAAGAAUAAUGA
Molecule: messenger RNA, 714 nt
Organism: Paramecium pentaurelia
Lineage: Eukaryota; Ciliophora; Oligohymenophorea; Peniculida; Parameciidae
Source: the annotation of a GenBank genome assembly